UAUGAGUGCAAGAACUCCUAUUCCAACAUUCAUUCUGAAAACUUAUUAAAUGCUUGAAGUAAACUCUAUUUAAUAGUUUUAAGGAACAAAAACAUGCUAAUAUUGUCAGUUGGACUGCUUAGGGCACAGCCUUUAUUGUAUAUAAUCAAUAGUAAAUGGAGAAAGAGGUUUUAUAAAAUUUCUUUAAACACAGCAAUUAUUCAAGUUUUGUCAGGUACUGUCUUGAAUUAAUAGUAUUUUAGACAGUUAAACUUAUAUAAUUUCAAGAAAGUUCGAUCAAAUGACGGAUAAAUUUUUAAACACAAAUGCUUUAGAAAAGGAAUGAAGUAUUUUCUUUUUUCUUAACUUUAUAAGAUCGAUGUUAUAAUUUAUUAAGAGGAGAAAUCAAGAAGAUCUUGUUACUCCUGCUAUAUAGGAAGAACCAAGUAUUUAAUUUUUCGUUAUUUGAUAGCAAUUUAAAUUAAGGAAGAAUAGAACUUAUUUAAAGAAUGUGCCAUUGAUAUAAAAGAGACAAAUAAUAAGUUAAAAGAAGAUAUGAAAUUAUUAUAAGAAACAUCUUCUUAUCUUAUUGAUUAGAUGUAGAACUUAAAUCAUGUAAAGAAUUAUGAAUAUUAUCAGUUUGUCUACAAUUAAAGUGUUGACAUAGAAGUCAAAUUUAAAUAAGUAGGUUAAAUGCUGCAUGCCAUAAAUGAGGAAUUAAGAUAAGAAAGUAUCAUUAUUUCAAAUAUUUAGAUAAAAGCGAAACACAAACUAACAAGUUUUUAGGGGAAUACAAAUAAAUAAAGGAGGAGGAAUUCUAGGAAUCUAAAAUUGGAUCUCCUAACCCAUAUGUGGAUUAUAAUAGUACAGCACUUAAUCCAUUGGAUUAUGAGUGUUUUAUAGACUCCUUUUUAUGAUC
Messenger RNA from Paramecium pentaurelia, 898 nucleotides. The record is from the annotation of a GenBank genome assembly. NCBI's taxonomy places the organism in Eukaryota, Ciliophora, Oligohymenophorea, Peniculida, Parameciidae.